UCACUUUGUUUAGAACGUCAUUUCUUUACGACAUACACACAGCAUUCAUUUUAUUUAUAUCAUAAAAUUACAGACUUAACAUUGAACAUGGCCGAAAAAGGAGGCUUUGAUCCUUAUGAACAUCGAAGUGUGGAGAAGCCUAUAUCUGACUUGGGUGCCUUUUUUUCACUUCUGAAAUGCGUGGUGGGCACAGGAGUUUUGGCCAUUCCAUUGUCCUUCAAUUACGCUGGCAUGAUCAAUGGCGUUGUCCUGCUAGUUUUGUGCUGCUUUAUGCUCAUUCACGGCAUGCAGAUGUUGAUUAUUUGCAUGAUAGAGUGCUCGCGUCGAUUGCAAAUUGGCUAUGCCACUUACCCCGUCGCAAUGGAAUACUCAUUUAACCAGGGACCCAAGUUCUUUAAGUACUUGGCAAAGGCCGGUGGAUAUUUGGUCGAUGGAGUCUUGGCCUUAUCACAGGCCGGUGUCUGUGUCGUGUACAAUGUCUUUGUGGCUGCCACCUUCAAGCAACUGGUCGAUUUUUACUGGGGAACGGCAGACAUGAGAAUCUAUAUAGCCGUGGUCGGAAUCUGCCUUAUACCCCCGUUCCUGAUACGCCGACUAAAGUACCUAGUGCCAUUCAACAUCCUGGCCUCCAUUCUCAUCUAUAUCGGUUUCUCCAUGCUGAUGUACUACCUGUUCAUCGGUCUGCCUCCAAUAACGGAUCGCGACAUCGUCUUUGGCCACAUUGAAAAGUUGCCUUUAUUUUUUGGCAUUGCACUGUUCUCCAUCACAUCGGUGGGCGUGAUGCUGGCCAUAGAAGCAGAGAUGGCCAAACCACGGCACUACCUCGGCUGGUUUGGAGUUCUCGAUCGGGCCGUUUUGUUGGUUAUAAUUUCGUAUGUAGCUUUUGGUAUCAUGGGCUACUGGCGCUACGGAGAAGAACUUUAUGGCAGUAUUUCGCUCAAUAUUCCCACAGACGAAGUACUUUCGCAAGUUGCCAAAGCGUUUAUAGCCAUGGCCAUUUACCUCACCUAUCCAUUGGCCGGCUUCGUGAUCAUUGACAUCAUAAUGAAUCACUUUUGGAAUAAAAGUGGAGAGCUCAAGAACGCUGUGUUAAAGGAGUCCAUCCUUCGGGUUUGCACGGUUCUUCUUAUCUGCAUCACCGGGAUUAUUGCACCCAAACUGGGGCCACUGCUGUCGCUGGUUGGAGCACUCACCAUAUCGCUGUUGAACCUGGUGUUUCCCGCUCUCAUCGAGAUCUGUCUGUACUAUCCGCCGGAGUAUAACUACGGCAAGCUGAAGUGGAAGCUCGUGAAGGAUAUAUUCUAUGUGAUCAUUGGCAUACUCAUCUUGGUGCAGGGCACCAUCUUUUCCAUCAUGGACAUGAUUUCGGAGUGGGGUGGUGAUGAGACCACCACUGAAGGCACGACUGCCACCACCGUGAAGGUCACCACCACAACUGGUGGCAUGGACACCGCACCGGAACUUGCUUCUCCGGAAGCACCUGGCUUGAUAUUUUUCUAAGAUCGUGUAUUCCAAAUAAGUAUAUAUUUCUAAAAA
Molecule: messenger RNA, 1536 nt
Organism: Drosophila yakuba
Lineage: Eukaryota; Metazoa; Arthropoda; Insecta; Diptera; Drosophilidae
Product: glutamate transporter polyphemus
Exons: 6
Coding region: 88-1500 (470 amino acids)
Biological process (GO): amino acid transmembrane transport
Cellular component (GO): vacuolar membrane
Molecular function (GO): amino acid transmembrane transporter activity
Source: RefSeq, a predicted model, not a curated record